UACCGAAGGCCCGUUAGGUUAGGGCAACCAAAAGCACAUGCGGUUCUGACUAUUUAAGGAGCGGAAGGGGCAUCUAGAAGGGGAUCCAAGAAUACACACACAUACUUGGCGGCUAGAAUUAGGGUGUCACUCUUUCUUCUUACCAACUUGUACCUUUCUCGGCCAAAGCUCCCCAAUCUCCGGCUUGUUUUCCGAUCACUUUCCUUAUUUGUAGUCAUUCUCUCUUCCGAUCUAUUAAUAAAACGCCUUUGAACUGACCCACCGAUGAGUUUCGUCGUUAUUUACUCGUUUAGAGUGAACUCGGUACGAACAAAAGGCAUAUUGCGUCUUCAUGUUUAUUUACCUCAACGGAUUCUCUCUCUAGCUAUUUGGCACCAUUUUUUAGAUAGUUUGUUCCUCCCCAAUUCGCGCUCAUUGUCUGUCGAGAGGUCUUCGUUGAUCUGCUCUUUCUCCAAGAUCUACCUAGAACGCCAGCAUUCCAGCGGACCCCAACCCGACCAAAAGAAAUUCUUGUACGUCGUCAACGAAGACGACUUGCCAGGGUCCGCAGAAAGAUGAUGAAUAAUUCAUAAUGUAUUUAGAAAUAGAAAACAAGGGUUCAUAAAUCUUCUCCAAAGGUACAUAUUCGUGUACCCAAAUAUCCAGAACCAAUAAGGUUGAUGAAAAAUAAAAGUAGCCCUAUAAAUGACUGAAAAUAACAGAUAUAUGUCCAAUUUAGUCUUGAUAAAAUUGGAUGCUAAAAUUAAAUGAAAAUAAGGACAACCAAAUUUUUUUUUUUUUUUUCGAAUUGAACCGGCAGAUAGACCAGUCAUCCGUAAAAUGCGUAGACCAUUCAAUAUAAUCGAUCUCACACUGGUGGAAGUGAGAAUCUAACUCAAUUUAAUAUCUUGUAUCAAAAUUUGAGCUGAAUCGAACUGUGGGAAGUCUUCCAUCCAAAGCUAAACAUCAUAUACUUAUACAAAAUUCUGCAUCUUUAACAGCUCAUUUGCACCCGAUUCGACAUUUUCUACUCCAAGUGGACCUAAGACCUGAAAGUGUUUGAUAAAAGACUAAAAUACCAAAAACACAAUACAAUAACUAACAAAUGUUCAAAACCGACGAAAACAAUGUUUAUUAACUCUUCCAGAGUUAGACUUUCCCCUCCCAAACUUAGACUUUUGUUUAUCCCCAAACAAAACAUAAAGAAAAGUAUAAGAAAUUUAAAUCAUGGGAACUAUUUCCUUUAGAACACCGUCUUACCAUUGCUAAUUGCAAACUACAUCAAAAAGAACCAACGUUAGAAGGUACUUCCAUGUACUUGAUCUCAGCUUAGCAACCUAACCAUUUUCGGCCCACAUCUCAUAAGAAUUAUCCAAAUUUACUAUCACUGACUUCAUUUAAGAUUAAAUGUGUGCUCUCAUCGAGGGAUUAGCGAUCACAUGACACAUGUAAUCUUAUCUAUUAAGGUUUUUCACCACACAGACAAUGUUACUCUGUUUUAUUUCCUAUUUAUUUUUUUCAAUUUCCUUAAUCGAUUUCUCGCUACUAUGGUAUCAGUUUUAAUCCAUUGAGUUUAUUGGAAAGACUUCCAUGAGACACAAGCACUAAUAGGAGUAACCACUAAUAGGCCCAAUUCACUUUUAUGACCUUUAUCCUUUAUUUCUUUUAUUCUUUCAUUGAAGGAAAGAGAGAGGGAAACCAUACUCACAUAGACUAGUCUUUUCAGACCUGAACCAGGAAUCCGAUCCAGUGAAUACCAAGCACCCAAGUUUUCUUAAAUAAAUACACCGUCGUUAUUGACCAAAAAUCAUUAUACUUGAGUAAUUUAAUGAAAAAAUAAUACUGAAAUCUAAUAUUUUGAGUUUUUGGGAUAAAAUAAGAGAUAUAUUCAAGAUAAAUAAUUUGUCUGUAAAAAAUGAGACAAAAUGACAUAUAAAUUAAUUUUUAAUGCAUUUAAAGCUUGAAUUUAGUUGUUAAUGCUUGUUGUGUUAAAAAGACGUUGUUAAUGAUGCUUAUGAUAUUAAAAACAAUGAUUUUUUUUUUCAUGAGGAUAUUUGAUUAAAACUUAACAUAUUUUAAAAAAUAAUAAAAUAAUAAGUAAUGGCAUUUUUGUGAUUAUUUAAACUUUAAUGGUGAAUAAGGCAAAACAAAAAUUCAAAAGAGGUUAGUGAUAGACUCUGGAUUUGACCCAUUAUUAUCCAUAGUUUAUAAGUGUUUUACUAAUAUUUAUAUUAUUAUAGAGCCAAUUUAUUAUAUUUAUAAGAUCAUGAAGGUUUUGGAGAUAAGUGAUGAUUUUGGAGCAUUUUGGAGAUAUUUGGAGUAAGCAUCCGAGAUGACCAUCGAGAUCGACAAUCGGGCGAUAUUGGAGAGAUAGAAUCGAUCGAUACCCAAGAUAUGGUGUCGAUCGAUAGCAAAACGCGCAGAAGCCCAUUUGGUCACAGCCGACAUGAAGCCCAAGACUUCACUAUUUUACAAGAUUGCCCCUGACAAGUUUUACCCUAAUUAUAUAAGCUUUGCCACCAUGUUAGAGGCAAAGUGUGCUUUUGUUUUGUGUUCUUCUUUGUGUUUUAUUGUUUACCGAUAGAUAGGAGAGUAGAUCAAAAGUUAUAAUUUGUGAUUGGAACUCCAUUGUUAUUUAUCUUAUCUAUUCUAUGCAGUUUUUAUAUCUAAUCAUUGUUAUGAAUUGCUUAGCAAAGUCUGAGUAGUUCUCUUGUUAGAUUUUGGGGUUUAAAUAGGUUAGGAGGGAUUAGGUCCAACUAUAGAUUGCUGAGUUGUGAUAAUCAUCAUUAGAAUUGUUCAUUAAUGUAUGUCUCUAGAUUAGUUACCUAGAAUUUGUCCUAGGAUUGAUUGAUAAAUGCCAUAGCUAAUUCUCAUCUUGAUAACAUUCUAAUUGAACUUCGUUUCUUACUAUGAGCAAGGUGAGAGCUGAUCUAGUAAGCUUAGUAAGUAUUCGUUCAACCUGCACAUAAAGCUUGACUAGAGCGCGUCGAUCGAUAUCAUACAUGAAUAAUCGAUCGACAGUGCAAAAGGUGUAUCGAUCGAUACGCCCAUUGGAAUAUCGAUCGACACUUUCUAUAGAUCAAUAUAACGAGAGUUGAGAUCAUAGAUCUAGUUAAUAGUCAAUAAAUCAAUGCUCGCAAAGGCCGAAAGACUUGUUGAUCAAAUAAUUAAGCUUUACAUUAUCAUGCAUGCAACCCAUUUGGCAUCUAUAGGAUUAUAAUUCCGACUUUCCUGAACAAAAACUCUAAGUCUAGCUAUUUCCUUUUUAAAGCACCAAAACUCCAAACUUGCUAUUGAACAAUUAUUUGUUCAAUACAUAAUCUGCAAUUUACUUUUAAAAACUCUUAAAACAUCUUGCUUAACAAAUCACAUUAGAAACUCUAGGUUUCCUAGCUCCCUGUGAAUUCCCCUAAGUACUACAACUCGACAUCUUAUUUGAGAGAGUAUAAAUCACUCCUUAGGGUAAUUUGAGUGGUAUCAAAUUUGGCGCUGUUGUCGGGGAGCUUUGAUCGCCUACUUUCUAAUUUUUGUUGAGUAUUCUGACAGAAAAUGUUUUUUUGGAUUUUCAGGUACAUGCCCAGCAGUACCAGAAUCAACAAGAAAUCCCAACUGAUAUUCUCACCAGAUCUUGCAAGUCUGGAAUGCACGAUCCGUAAGGAAGCGCGCUCCCUAUCGACCAACAACAACAAUUCCGUGUCGCUCGAUUUUGCUCAACCACUGUCGACCCAGAAACCAGUUCCGUCGCUGAUUCUCGCUCACCCCAGUUGACCGAUAACCUUCACCCGACUUCGAUCGACAUUCCAUCUCGGACAUCGAUCGACACUGAACCGGGAGCAAUGGUUGCGCCUUUGAUACUUUUUCGGGAUAUUACUGGAGACCUGCAUGACCAGGAGGAUUAUAUGCGUAAUGCAACAUGUCAGAGAAUAGAUGCUUAGGGGGCUGCAAUCCCUGAGCCAGAUGCUAUUACUACAGGUACUACCUUACCUGUAGAUGAGGGUGCGCAACCCAAGACGUUGGCUGACUACAACUGUCCAGAUCGCUACUACAACAACAGAUCAGCGAUCCUUCCUCUUACCAUUGAGAGGGAUUUCGAGCUGAAAGAGCAGAACUACACACUUGUGGACAGUUGCCCUACCAUGGACUAUCCCACGAGCAUCCUAUGGACCAUCUGGAGAGGUUCGAGGAUCUGAUUUCUGCUAUUAGAGUCAAGGGAGUCUCUGAAGACUACCUUUUCAGAUAUUACCUUGCUGGAGAAGCUCUGCAUUGGCUCAAGCAGUUACAACCAGGAUCUCUUAAAUCCUGGAGCGAAAUCAAGAAUGCGUUCUUAUGCAAUUUCUUUGAUGAGGUACGUGCUGAAGACUUGAGGAGCAAGAUUGCUACAUUCACUCAGGAGCCUGCAUAAUCAUUCAGAGGCUCUUGGAUCAGAUUCAAGUCUUACAAGAGAGACUGUCCACACCACGGCAAUGAAGUACAUCUACUCAGUACUUUCUACAGAGGUAUCGCGGUGCAGUACCAGAUGGCUCUUGAUGCUUGCAACAAUGGAAACUUCAACACCAGGAAUCCAGAGGAGGCAGUCAAGGUGAUUGAAAACCUAGCAUCUAACAACAUCACCAAGAACAAUGAUUUUGAGAGGAAAAGAUCUGCCACCAUCCUUGGGAAUGAUCAGAUGGAUGACGUAAUGGCAAAACUGGACAGUGUUCACAAGCUUCUCAAGAAGCAGGUCAGCUUUGUUGAAGAUGCAGAAGCUGUAGAGGAUAGAACAGAGGAAGAAGAAGUAAACUACAUUGGUGGAGCUGGAUUUCAAGGAAACUAGGGUGGAAACAGAAACUCCUAUGGAAAUAGGAGUAACUUCAACCAAACCUCGCAGUACCAGAAACCCUACAACAACAGCUACAACAACAGCUACAACAACAACACGAACUUUGGAAGUUCCUUAGAAGCCACCGCCGCUUACUCAGGAGAGCAAGAUUGAAGAGAUGCUCGAUAGGGUUCUUGAGGCACAUCAGCGAAUGACAGUGGACUUCAAUGGGAAGAUAGAUUCUGUCUACAACAACCUGAACACAAAGUUUGAAACUUUGAGUUCUCAUGUGAGAAGGUGGAGAUACAUGUUGUGUAGACAGGAGAUGCUAUUAGGAGGCACAAAGCUUCAACAAGAGGAGUAGGGGAUGAUGUGAUGAUGCACCACGUGAAUGUCAUUAUUGAGGAUGAUUUUUGGUAAGUGGUUAAGGAAGAGAAGCUGCAAGAAGGUGAUUUUGAGGUAGAAAGUCUGAUGAGUUUCGGCGGGUCACAUUGGUGUCGAUCGACACCAACCACUGAGCAUCGAUCGACAUACACUAAACCAGAUCGAUCGCCAGGAGUACCAGAGCACCGAUCGACAACGCCUAUGGAGUCAACCGUGUCUUGCAAUGUCGUGAAGAUUCUAACUCUCGAGGAGUUCGCAGCAAAACACCCACAUCCACUCAGCCCUGAUAACGUCCGAAUCAAUCGACAUGCCCACAACAAAGUUGAUCGAUACUCAUAGGCUAAUAUCGAUUGACAACCGUCACCGCCUAUCGAUCGACAAGCCCCUAUCACCUACCGAGUGCAGAUGCCGAAGAUAGAUGUGGCACGACUCAACACACUCAUGCCCAAACCUAAACCUUCAGAACAACCACCGGAGCCUGUCAGGAUGCCUUCAGUUGAUGGAGAUGAUCCUAUGGAAGAAGAUAGGGUUUCUACUGGAAGAACCCUAAGGAGAAGAAAAUAAAAAGUGGCAAGACAUCUGAAGAGAGGGGUUAAUGAAAAGUAAAAGGAAAAUUUCCAAAAGCGGGUCUUCAGAAUUCCUCUACAUAAGCCAUUCGAAGAAGCGUAUUACAGCCACAGAUUGUGGAUGUUCUUCAGAGAAACCAGAGAGAAAGAAGAAAAUAUUAGGAGAAUGUUCUCAGAAACAAGAGAAAAGAUGAGGAGAAGGAUUACAUUGAAGAAGAAAAGUGAUCCUAGGCAAUUUGUAAUACCAUGCACAGUGCAGGGUAUUGAAUUCCCACAUGUCUUCUGCGACACAGGAAAAUCACUCAGCAUCCUACCUCGGGUUAUGGCAGACCAUCUUGGUCUGAAGGUGAAGCCUUCACAGGAAUUGUUCACUUUUGUGGAUUGUUUCCAAAAGUGCUCAUGAGGUAUUGUGAGAGACCUAGAGGUGCAGAUUGGUAAUGCCCUAGUUCCAGUUGAUUUCCAUGUCUUGGACAUCAAGUUAAACUGGAACUCUUCUCUACUACUUGGGAGAGCUUUCUUGUCAAUAGUGGGAGCAGUGUGUAUCUUGAAAACCAACCAGUUGUAUCUAACACUCAUCGAUCCUAAUCCCCACUACGACCCUAUCCCAGUCAAGAAGCCACACACGAUCCCCAUAAGAAUCAAUGAUCCAGGAAUCAUUGCAGCCUGCCACUGUGGAGAUGAGUACGAAACUAAAUAUUCAGAAUCGAUCGAGACUCACGCCGCAACAUCGAUCGACAGUGGUAACCAUAAAUCGACUGAUGCUGAUAGAGAAGAAUCGAUCGACACAUAUGUAGAUGAAUGGGAGAAUGACUACUACAACCCCACUUGUGCCCCUUACACCAGACAAAAUAUGCACACAGACGAGUAUGAUGAAGACUAUGAGGAGGAACGAGCCAUUGAGUACAGAGCCAUUAUUGACGAGGAAGAUAAACUCUUACAUCAUUCCUCUUGGAAAAGGAAGGAAAAAUCGAUCGACAGGACAAGCUUGCCAUCGAUCGACACUCAGCCUCAACAACGAUGCCGAAAGUGAGCAUCGACCGAUACUGCCUACUACAAAUCGAUCAACACUGAUUUCAACCAUGUGCGCGAUGGAGAAUACUCGAUUGGUAGUUGGACAGAUGAACACCACUACAAGAGCUUUGCAGUAGAAACAACAACCCAUACACCGGGAGCUGACGAAGUCUUCACAGACGAUGAGCUGCUAAACAUGCAAAAGCGCGACGAUACAGAUCAAAUUCAAGCUGAAGCCACUUGGGAAAGAACCCGAUCGAUCGAUAAACAUCCUCAACAAUCGAUCGACAUCAACAAUACCACAUCGAUCGACAACCAUUUAAUACGGAAAACCACUGUAAGCGAAAAAGUUAACUUAGAUAACCAGUUUCUAACUCUAGACCAAUUUGGUAUUUUCAGGGAUCCUAAUGGCUACGCAAAAGCCAUAGACGGCCACACACUACAUGUAUCUCGAGAAGAUAUUGCAGAUAUCCUUCAGUCAGUCAAUGGAGCAGACAAUCUGUUUAUGCAUCAACGCAACAACAACGAACAUAAGACUACAAAGGAGUUCUAUGACACAGCUCGUGGCAUAGAAAACAGCUUCAAACUACGAUUUCGCCAUACAACUCAUCCAUCAAUCCACAUAGAUGUCCCAACGACCGCCAGACAGCCAAAAUUCAGCAGAAGAGCAUAUGACCUUUAUGGUAACAGGAAAUUCUACUGGGAAGAGAAAGAUGAGUAUGGAGUCUAAAGAGAUGAUCGAAAAUUUGCCAGAGAUCUAGAGGGACACACCAUUUCAGUUCACAACAAGGAUAUCAGAAGACUUUUGGAAAGAUCUUCAAGAGAUGAGCCAUCCUACAUAUGUCUUCCUGAACAUGCUAGCUCGUUCACACAGACCAAGUUGGUCCCAGAGAUCUACACCAAGGACGAGAUCAAUGAGAUGUUCUAUGGAUUCUGUGGUUAACAUGAUCGGAACAAAGAAGCUUUCCAGAUGAAGCUUGAUGGUGUCUACUAUCAACUGAAUGAUUGUAUAAGCUGGCUAACCACUUGUAUGGAGGAGAUGAAGCAAGACAUAGCCAGAAUUCAGAACGCGACAGACACUGCUCGACCUCCAUCGAUCGACAUAAGACAACCACAAUCGAUCAACAACCGUCAAACACCAUCGAUCGACAGAGACCACCACACAUCGAUCGACAACCGCCUCGCUGCAUCGAUCGACAUCAAUCCGCCACGCACAAAUACAAUAAAGUCUAAACCAUAUUUCCACACUAGAGAAGAGAUAUAUCAGCUGGUAGAAGCGAUCUACAGAGCACUGGAAACUAUAGAGGAAAUGCUUGAUGGGAGAUGCGAUGACAUCAGUUUCCCAAUGGAUCUUACCAUCAAUGCAUUAACUUCCAAGGUUGAAGCUAUACAAGGAGAGUUAAUUGAGAUUCAGAGUUACAUUGCACGUCGACCAGAGGCAUCGAUAUCGAUCGACAGACGCAUCAACAAAUCGAUCGACACCAACCGUUCAGCAUCGAUCGACAGUGAUACAAACCGAGGCCGGCUAAUACCAAAGACGACAUCAGACAUGUCCAACACACCUUACCAAAGGAGAUCUCAGCUGACACUUACGCCACACUUACCAGACAUCACUUCCACCUUGAGAUCUUGGUGAAAGAUUGCAGGGGAUUGAAAACACAACUGUAGCAAUGAAGGAUAAAUGGCGCAGAGGGGAUGAAGCAAUGAGAGACUUCACUGGUACAUGGUAUAACAAGCGCAAAGAAGAGAUGGAUACUUGCUUUCCAACAAGUCCCAAUUCUCAACACUACUAGCCAAAACACCUCCAAAGUCAAGCUAAAUGACUAUAACAAAGUGUUGAGUGGGAGGCAACCCACUAUUAGGUAAUAAUUAAGUUCUAUUGAUUUCCUAUUUAUGUUGGUUUUUAUUGAUUGCAGGUCUAAAAAAAAGGAUCCGAGUAGACGAUUGCCAUCUGUAUCGACCGACGCGAACAAGCCGACAUCGCUUGACAAUACCUUACCUGAUUCGACCGACAUCAACAUCAUUACAUCGGUCGACACCUAUUCAGGUCUGGUAUAUCGUUCAUACUUGUUACAUUGAGUUCUUAUGAUUUAUUUCUCACCAUAACUUCGACUUAAUUUACACUGGGGACAGUGUAGUUUAAGUCUAGGAGGAGGUUUACUGAUAUUUAUUUACUUAUUAGUCUUAUUAAAAUUGUUUUCAAAAUUUAGUUAUUAUUGAGUCAAGAAAGGGAUUAUGAACUUGUAGAUUUAGCAACAUUCUGGACUUACUGAUUGCAGAUAGUACUAUAGAUACUAAAGUGGAUCAACCUGUCAACUAACAACUCUUGCUAAGAUUGUUUUGAAGGAACCAAAACUGACCUCCAACACUAAACCUGACACAACUGCUUGUCUUGGGGCUUGGUAUGCCAGGGAUCGGAUUCUUCAAACAAGUCUGGAAGGUAAAGCCUUGUGUAUAUAGAUUUAUCACCCUUUCUCUCUCUAUUUUCGAAAUUUAGAUUAAAAAAAAAAUAUUAUGUAUUAUUAUAUUAUAAAUUUAUUUGGAAGGAAUUCGAACAGGAUUUGGUGGUUACAACCAUUAAGGCUUGCUUCAUAAGAAUUUCAUAGGUAAAGGGUUAGAAUAUGACUUUGUGGCUACAACCAUUAAGGCUUGCUUCAUAAAUAAUCCUAGGAUAUAGGUCAAAAAGAACUGAACAUGACUUGGUGGCCAACAUCAUUAAGGCUUGAUUCACGGAAGACUGUCCAAUCUUGGUUAAUGAUCUUGCAUAUAAGCAGAUUUUUUACCAAGAGAGAAAAUUAGUAGAGAGAAAGGAUAUGAACUAAUGUUUACCUGCAUGUACAGUUACUUGUUUGAAAAUUCCUGAAUCAUGUGAUCGAUAUUCCAAGGUAAAGUCUUCACUUUUAUUUUAUGCUAAGAAUUGAGGUUGGUAGAGGGGAAUGAAAGACAAGAUUAUGCUAUGUUGCUAGCUAGAUGAAUUUGGUUGCUAAUCUAGGAUAUGGUAUGAUGUACUUUUGUGAUUAAGAUUUCUUAGAUGUGGAUUGCAAUAUUGUAGAGGUGAUGAUUCUAAGUUUCAAAUCUUGUGAGUCCCUGCUGUUUUUAAAAAAACUUCUUUCAGAGAGACUGCCUGUUUGUUUUGCUUGAGGACAAGCAAAAUGGUAAGUCUGGGGGAGUUGAUAGACUAUGGAUUUGACCCAUUUUUAUCCAUAGUUUAUAAGUGUUUUUACUAAUAUCUAUAUUAUUAUAGAGGCUAUUUAUUAUAUUUAUAAGAUCAGGAAGGUUUUGGAGAUAAAUGAUGAUUUUGGAGCAUUUUGGAGAUAUUUUGAGCAAGCACCCGAGAUGACCAUCUCGGUCGAUAUUGGAGAGAUAAAAUCGAUCGAUACCCAAGAUAUGGUGUUGAUCGAUAGCAAAACGCACAGAAGCACGUUUGGUCACAGCCGACUUGAAGCCCAAGACUUCACUAUUUUACAAGAUUGCCCCUGACGAGUUUUACCCUAAUUAUAUAAGCUUUGCCGCCUUGUUAGAGGCAAAGUGUGCUCUUGUUUUGUGUUCUUCCUUGUGUUUUAUUGUUUAUAGAUAGGAGAGAAGAUCCAAAGUUAUAAUUUGUGAUUGGAACUCCAUUGUUAUUUAUCUUAUCUAUUCUAUGCAGUUUUUGUAUCUAACCAUUGUUAUGAAUUGCUUAGCCAUGUAUGAGUAGUUCUCUUGUUAGAUUUUAGGGUUUAAAUAGGUUAUGAGGGAUUAGCCCCAACUAUGGAUUUCUGAGUUGUGAUAAUCAUCAUUAGAAUUGUUCAUUAAUGUCUGUUUCUAGAUUAGCUACCUAGAACUUCCCCUAGGAUUGAUUGAUAAAAGCCAUAGCUAAUUCUCAUCUUGAAAACAUUCUAAUUGAACUUCGUUUCUUACUAUGAGCAAGGCGAGAGCUGAUCUAGUAAGCUUAGUAAGUAUUCGUUCAACCUGCGCAUAAAGCUUGACUAGAGCGCGUCGAUCGAUAUCAUACUUGAAUAAUCGAUCGACAGUGCAAAAGGUAUAUCGAUCGAUACGCCCAUUGGAAUAUCAAUCAACACUUUCUAUAGAUCAAUAUAACGAGAGUUGAGAUCAUAGAUCUAGUUAAUAGUCAAUAAGUCAAUGCUCGCAAAGGCUGAAAAACUUGUUGAUCAAAUAAUUGAGCUUUACAUUAUCAUGCAUGCAACCCAUUUGGCAUCUAUUGGAUUAUAAUUCUGACUUUUCUGAAUAAAAAUCCUAAGUCUAGCUAUUUCCUUUUUAAAGUACCAAAAUCCCAAACUUGCUAUUGAACAAUAAUUUUUUCAAUAUAUAAUCUGGAAUUUACUUUUAAAAACUUUUAAAACAUCUUAAUUAACAAAUCACAUUAGAAACUCUAGGUUCACUAAUUCCCUGUGAAUUCGAUCCCUAAAACAGAUGGAGGUCUCUAAUAGAGUGGUGCUUAGAAAAAACACAAAAAAUAAAUCAAAAAUACAUUAAAAGAUCAGAACCGAUGUCAAACAUGGGACUUUAAGAAUCACUAAACAACCCAUGCGUGGUCAUUUUGUAUUGGCUAUUCAUUAAAGACAAAAGAGAAAAAAAAAUUCCCAUCUCUCUCUCCUUCGUCGGUUGUUCUUUCCAAGAGCUGUUCGUCACAUUUUCGAAACUCUCGAGUCCCAAAAGGCUGACGACAGUAUGAAAGUCACGUUCUUGGAGCUGUACAACGAAGAAGUCACAGACCUGUUAGCUCAAGAAGACUCUUCAAGAUCUUCUUCUGAAGAUAAGCAGAAAAAGCAUGUUUCUCUGAUGGAAGACGGGAAAGGCUGUGUGGUUCUACGCGGUCUCGAGGAAGAAGUUGUGUACAGUGCUAACGAUAUAUACGCUCUUCUCGAACGAGGCUCAUCAAAAAGACGCACGGCGGAUACGUUGUUGAACAAGAGCUUGCUUACGCUGGGGCGUGUGAUCAAUGCGCUUGUGGAACAUUCUUCACAUAUACCUUACAUGUACUUGCCCUUGUCCUACAAAACAUUUGUGUGCUCUUGGACUAUAACGGUAGAUCUUUGUCUUUGUAGGGAUAGUGAGCUGACAAGGCUUUUACGAGACUCUCUAGGAAGGAAGACAGAGACUUGUAUCAUUGCUACAAUCUCACCAUCUGCUCAUUCCUUGGAAGAAACUUUAAGCACUUUGGAUUAUGCCUAUCGUGCCAAGAACAUUAAGAACAAACCUGAGGCAAACCAGAAGUUAUCCAAACCUGUGUUGCUUAUAUACCUUUACUUGGAGCUUGAGAGAAUGAAAGAAGAUGUAAGAGCGGCAAGGGAUAGAAAAGGUUUACACACAUUACUUUCUCAUGUAUAUCAUCAGAUGAGCCAGAAGAUUUUCAAUACUGCUUCAACCAUUUUCAGUAACAUCUACAACCAAGCUCACACCAACACUUUGCAAUUCAAUUUCUCUUUGCUUAUGUAUGAUUUUCUUUCAUAACAAAAUCUAAUAAUUAAACUUACAAAAAAAAAA
Messenger RNA from Brassica rapa (field mustard), 12222 nucleotides. Its product is annotated as kinesin-like protein KIN-5B. Gene Ontology annotation, cellular component: mitotic spindle; spindle microtubule. Gene Ontology annotation, biological process: spindle elongation; microtubule-based movement; mitotic spindle assembly. NCBI's taxonomy places the organism in Eukaryota, Viridiplantae, Streptophyta, Magnoliopsida, Brassicales, Brassicaceae. The record is from RefSeq and is a predicted model, not a curated record. Gene Ontology annotation, molecular function: ATP binding; plus-end-directed microtubule motor activity; microtubule binding.